AUGUCCGGAAGUGUACUAGCAGAACUUUUGACGCUCCUCUAAUCUGACGGGUUGGUCCAAUACAUCGCCAAUGGAUCCGGGUGAUAUAAAUGUAGGAUGUUCUGGUCGUGCGGCUCGCUGCCGUGUGUUAGGCUGUUAGCUCUUUAGCAUAUUAGCUCUCUCUGUCAGUCAGUAAAGGAUUCAUUCGGAGUUGGAAAUUUUCUUCUGAACAUGUCCAUAAUAGACGUCAAUGACUACUUCUUGUACAACCUCCCAGCCCAGGUCAACUUCGAGUUCUGCCGGGUCAUGGAUGGAUUGUCAGACCAGGACUGGACACGAUUUGCGUCAGAAGUCCUUGGAGAUCAAGUCAAUGUGCGGUUGGCUGAGAGGAAGGAGAGGCGGACCGACUAUGUGAUGAACCAAUGGGCAAAUAGGAAUGGUCGUGUUGGUGAACUGCUAGACCUGCUGAAGCGUCACCAGCUACUUCGCCAAAGAGACAUGAUCCUGGACUGGGCGUUGUCUUUGAAGGCUCCUCCCUUUGCUCCUCCUCCUGUUAUCCCCGCUCACUUUAAUCCUGCUGCCAAAUCAGGGAUUGUUCCACCCACAACUACAGCUCACAAUAUCAGCACUACAGGAGAAGUAGGAGGACUACCCCGGCCGGCCCCACCCCCCUCAAGUUUGCACUCUGCUCAACCUAGAACCCUCCAGACCCCCCCGGUGGUGACGUGUGGCAAUGUCGGCGAUGGAGUGAUGUGCUGGUCUUAUAAAGAGGUGUAUGAUGCGACUCAGGGGUUCUUGGCAGCACUGCAGGUUGGUGAAGGAGGCUUUGGAGUCGUCUACAGAGCAUUCCUAAGAAACACGGACUGCGCGGUCAAGAGACUCAAACAGGACUGCGUUCUGGACUCGACCAUUCUAAAGAAAAGCUUCAACACUGAAGUGGAAAAACUCUCAAAGUUUAGACAUCCAAACAUUGUGGACCUACUUGGAUUCUGUCAAGGACCAAGUGUUUGUCUCAUAUACAGCUACAUGGAGAGCUCCCUCGAAGAUCAGCUACACAAUGUGUCCCCUUCCCUCGCCUGGUGUCUGAGGGUCCGUAUAGUUCAUGAAAUAUCAACAGCUUUGCAGUUCCUCCAUUUUCCCCCAGAUGGACAUGACUCUGUUAUUCAUGGCGAUGUGAAGAGUUCAAACAUCCUUUUGGACAGCCAUCUGGUGGCAAAGCUGGCUGAUUUUGGCUUGGCACGCUUUGUGUCUCCCAAAUCAUCGUGUAGUCUGGCAUCCAAGAGAACCACAUUAGGUCAGACGUCCACUGUGAAAGGAACGCUGGCAUACCUACCACAGGAGUACAUAAGGAACAGGCAGCUGGGGACGGUGGUGGACGUUUACAGCUUUGGUGUGGUGUUAUUAGAAGCACUGACUGGUCGGCGAGCUCUGGAAAAAGACAGCAAUUCGAAAGACAUUUACCUGAAAGAUGUAGUCCAGGAAGUUCAUGAAGACCCAACUGCUUGCUACAAAGCGGCAUGGAGUAAACAGGUGGACCGUCGCCUGAUAACAGGGGGUGCCACAGAGCUGGUCGGGAGCAUGGAGAUAGCAGCACUGGCCUGCAGGUGCCUUGACAGGAAAUGGAAGAACAGACCUGCCAUGACUGAGGUGUUUAACAAACUCCAGGACAUCAGAGAUCUCCAUUCCUCUCGCUGUGUCCCACCUGAAUCCCAUCACACUUCAGACUCCAGUGUGGAGGUUUUGAGCCAGCAUUUGUCCAAACUGGGACCACUCGAGGACACCUACCAUCCUCCCAGACGCACCCUACCCCCUUCUUCUUCCUUCUCUAACAUCUCCUUACAUUCUUGCAUAGGUCCUCCCCCCAUACAUGCUCACUACUCUUCUCUACCACUUCACCCAGCGACCCAUAGUCACCUCCACGCUCCCUCCUCCCUUCCUCCCCUCAGAUCUUCUCUACCUGCUCCUUCCUCCUCAUUUGAGGGUCCUUGUGAAACAGAUGAGAGUCGAGGUUUCUCCCAGUAUGACCUUUCCACUGGGGGGCAGUUCCACUCCAAACAGUUAUCUACACCCAUCAGAGACCAGUACCAUAAUCUAUCUGGGCCUAUAAAGUCCCAUUCCACAGAGCCUUCUGAGGACCAAUACAAUUUCAAUGACAGAAUAGGACUUGGUCUCUCACCCAUGCCCCCCAGUGGCCCACAGAUUGGAGCUGGACCAAGAUCAGAUGUCCCAGAAUUCUUAUCUCCUCCAGGUCCUCUCCAGUCACUGUGUCCCCAGGCCUCAGAUGGCGUCCAGCCUCGGGAAAAUUACAGGGGUCCAGAAGAGAGUGAUGAGUUGGAAUAUCUUCCUGCUACAGACACCUGACACGUGAAGAUGAUGUAAACACCUGUAAAUUAGUUUUACUCCACUAAAAUAUUAUUGGACCAAGAUAAAAAUCAAGAAUCUGACCUAGCCACAUGCUGAACCUGGAUUGAAAGCUGCACUGAUGACAGAAUGUGCUCACUUCAUAUGAAAAUGCCCCCAUGAAUGUCACGUAAAGUUGACAACUGAUUCAUUCCUCUUUACUGAUAUUCAGGCAUCACAGUUCUCGUUGAUGUGCUGGAAUACCAAAUGGAUACAGUUCAUAUUGUGAGAAGUUGUUACAAUGUCAGUGCAGUGUUCAAACUGUGCAUUACUUUAAAAAAUAAGCCUCAUUCACUAAUAGAUGGUUUUUACUCUGCACAAAUCAAGCGUAACCCAAAAUCGUCGUUCAUGACGUGUAUCCUUAGGAAUAAAUCGGUUUGUAAAAUUUGCCGAUUGA
Molecule: messenger RNA, 2776 nt
Organism: Corythoichthys intestinalis (scribbled pipefish)
Lineage: Eukaryota; Metazoa; Chordata; Actinopteri; Syngnathiformes; Syngnathidae
Gene: irak1
Product: interleukin-1 receptor-associated kinase 1
Exons: 14
Coding region: 211-2340 (709 amino acids)
Biological process (GO): protein phosphorylation; signal transduction
Molecular function (GO): protein kinase activity; ATP binding; protein binding
Source: RefSeq, a predicted model, not a curated record